AUGCCUGCGUCCACGAAGAAAGCCGUGAAGACCAAGACUGACAACUGCAGGGAUCGCAAACGGGCAGCCUCUAUCCAAAACUGGCUCAAGAAACCGUGGGUCAAGCAGUACCUCCAGAAGGCGGCCAAAGUGCACUUGAAAAAAUACCACGACACCGUGGGAGCCUUGAGGAAGAGGCAGACGGAGCUCCACAAGGAAGUGAAGGAGAAAAAGAAGCAGAACUUCCACUUGCGCCGUGAUGUGUUCGUCCACACGCGCGCGGCCGAGAACGCCCGCAAGAACCUGGGCACCGCGAAGGACAAGAACGAGGGCUUGCGCAAGCAGCUGCGGGAGACUCAGGAGGAGUGA
This is a messenger RNA of Prorocentrum cordatum, 348 nucleotides long. NCBI's taxonomy places the organism in Eukaryota, Dinophyceae, Prorocentrales, Prorocentraceae. The record is from the annotation of a GenBank genome assembly.